Lachancea dasiensis is the source of this 1251-nucleotide messenger RNA. The record is from the annotation of a GenBank genome assembly. Lineage: Eukaryota; Fungi; Ascomycota; Saccharomycetes; Saccharomycetales; Saccharomycetaceae.
AUGUCUCUAUCUUCUAAGCUAACUGUCAAGGACCUAAACGUCACAGACAAGCGUGUGUUCAUCAGAGUGGACUUCAACGUCCCAUUGGACGGCACCACGAUCACCUCUAACCAGAGAAUCGUUGCUGCUUUGCCUACUAUCAAGUACGUGCUAGAGCAGAAGCCAAAGGCGGUCGUCUUGGCGUCGCACUUGGGUAGACCAAACGGUGAAAGAGUGGAAAAAUACUCUUUGAAGCCAGUGGCUGCGGAAUUGCAAAAGCUUUUGGGCCAGGACGUGACUUUCUUGAACGACUGCGUGGGCCCAGAGGUCACCAAGGCCGUGGACUCGGCUGCUCCAGGCUCUGUCAUCCUGUUGGAAAACUUGCGUUUCCACAUCGAAGAAGAGGGCUCCAGAAAGGUUGACGGCCAAAAGGUCAAGGCCGACAAGGCUGACGUGGAGAAGUUCAGAAAGGACUUGACCUCGUUGGCUGACGUCUACGUCAACGACGCUUUCGGUACCGCCCACAGAGCCCACUCCUCUAUCGUGGGUUUUGAGUUGAGGGAUAGAGCUGCCGGUUUCCUAUUGUCCAAGGAAUUGAAGUACUUCGGUAACGCUCUAGAAAACCCAGCCAAGCCUUUCUUGGCCAUCCUUGGUGGUGCCAAGGUUGCCGACAAGAUCCAGUUGAUCGACAACUUGUUGGACAAGGUUGACGCUAUUAUCAUCGGUGGUGGUAUGGCUUUCACCUUCAAAAAGGUUCUAGAAGGCACUGAGAUCGGUGAAUCCAUCUUCGACAAGGCUGGUGCCGAAAUUGUUCCUAAGUUGGCUGAGAAGGCCAAGCUAAAGGGUGUCCAAAUUGUCUUGCCAAUUGACUUUGUUUGUGGUGACGACUUCUCCCCUAACGCUAACACUAAGAUCGUCACCGACAAGGAAGGUGUUCCAAAGGGAUGGGAAGGUUUGGACAAUGGUCCAGAGUCCAGAAAGUUGUUCUCUACCACCGUUGCUCAAGCUAAGACCAUUGUCUGGAACGGUCCCCCAGGUGUUUUCGAGUUUGAAAAGUUCAGCGAAGGUACCCAAGCUUUGUUGAAGGACGCUGUUAAGGCCUCUGAAUCUGGCAGCACUGUCAUUAUCGGUGGUGGUGACACUGCUACCGUUGCCAAGAAGUACGGUGUUACUGACAAGAUUUCCCACGUCUCCACUGGUGGUGGUGCUUCUUUGGAAUUGUUGGAAGGUAAGGAAUUGCCAGGUGUUACCUUCUUGUCUAGCAGACCAUAA